Brassica napus (rape) is the source of this 2259-nucleotide messenger RNA. RefSeq names its product E3 ubiquitin-protein ligase WAV3-like. Lineage: Eukaryota; Viridiplantae; Streptophyta; Magnoliopsida; Brassicales; Brassicaceae. The record is from RefSeq and is a predicted model, not a curated record. Bases 118 to 2070 code for a protein of 650 amino acids. The transcript is spliced from 2 exons.
UCUUCUUCGUCUACUUAUUCUCCAAGUCUUCUUCUCAUCAAACUCUUUCCGUCUUCUCCUUCCAAAAAAACUCCCUUUUGAUUUUGUGUUCCCGAGUCUCUCUACCUUGAAAAAAAAAUGGAGAACCCAAACGAAACUCUCAAUCUUCCCAAAAUCCAAGACCCUUCUUCCACCGAUGAUGCCUCACGAUCAUCCGUUGACUCGACCCAACCCGAUCCGUCAGCUCCUCUCCUUCCACCUUCCUCUUCCUCCAAGAAUGAAUGCGCGAUUUGCUUGGAUGAGAUUGUGAAGGGAGAUGGGAAGGCGAUCUUCACAGCGGAGUGCUCUCACACUUUUCAUUUUGACUGUAUCACCACCAACGUGAAACACGGAAACAAGAUCUGUCCUCUCUGCAGAACUCAGUGGAAACAAGUCCCUUCGUUUCUUGAUAACACUCGUCCCCCCUCCCGUUUCCACAUCCCUCUCCCUGUCCCGCCUCUUCCCUCCCCCGCUCCUCAAAUAAGUUUUGAAGACGACGAGCCUUUACCCCAGGCCCAGGCCCAAGCCCAGGCCCAAGCCCAGGCCCAUGGUGAUCAGCCUGGGCCUCCUCCUCUGGAGGUGAAACUUCUCCCACAAGUCUCAGCUGUGGCGAAAGAGGUUACGCUUGGUGAUUUUGCUGUUCUUGUUCAUCUCAAGGCGGGUGAUGUGAGCGGCGACGAGGAGAUGCCUUCUCGUGCUCCUUUGGAUCUCGUCGCGGUUCUCGACGUGAGUAGUAGCAUGGACGGGCCCAAGAUGGAGCUUUUGAAAAACGCUGUUGGGUUUGUGAUUCAGAAUCUCGGCGAGACGGAUAGGCUCUCUGUGGUUGCUUUCUCCUCGGACGCUCGUAGGCUGUUCCCUCUUAAGGUGAUGUCUGCGGCGGGGAAACGAGAGGCGGUUCAAGCUGUUAACUCCUUGGUUGCUGACGGCUGCACUAAUAUCGCAGAAGGGCUCAAGAUUGGUGCUAGAGUGAUCGAGGACAGGAGAUGGAGAAGCCCUGUUCCAGUGAUGAUGCUUUUGUCCGAUGGGCAGGACAACUUUACUUUUUCUCAGUUCGGGUUCGGUGUCCGUCAGAGAACGAGUUACGAGGCUUUGCUUCCGAGCUCCACUAGCAGGAUCCCGAUACAUGCCUUUGGGUUCGGUUCUGACCACGACGCUGAGCUGAUGCACGCGAUUUCGCGAGUCUCUAGCGGCACGUUCUCGUUUAUCGAGACGGAGACUGUGAUACGCGACGCGUUUGCUCAGUGCAUUGGAGGGCUUCUCAGCGUUGUGGUUCUUGAGCAAGUUGUUGAGAUCGAGUGCGUUCACGAGGUGGGAGUGAAGAUAUGCUCUGUUAAAGCAGGAAGCUACAGAAACAGCGUCUCGUCUGAUGGAAGAAGCGCCACGAUCAGUGUCGGAGACAUGUACGCAGAGGAAGAGAGGGACUUCCUCGUGGUUCUCGAGAUUCCGAGCUGCGAAGAAUCUGAAUCCAUGUCGCUGCUCAAGGUGCGAUGCGUCUACAAAGAUCCGGUCACGAGAGAGACAGUCCGUGUGGAGUCAGGGGAACUAAUCAUCCAAAGGCCAAACGAGCUAACGGGAGAAGAAGUGGUGUCCAUAGAGGUUGAUAGACAGAGAAACAGGUUCUCACAAGCUAUUUCAGAAGCUAAGGCUUUAGCCGAUGGAGGCGACGUGAGAGCAGCAGGUGAGCUUCUGAGGAAGAGCGAGAGGGACUUGGCGGAGACACUGUCUGCUCGGUCCGGCGAUGGGCUUUGCGAGUCUUUAACCUUUGAGCUGAGAGCGUUGCAAGAGAAGAUGACGAGCAUGAGUAUGUACCAAACGUCAGGUCGAGCAUACGCAUUGUCUAGCAUGAGCUCUCAUUCGGCUCAGAGAGCAACGGCUCUUUACUCUCCAACAGUCUCGGGCUUCUCGCCAACGUACUCGCCAGGAACAGCAGGAUAUAGCAUGCCGUUGCCACAGGCUUAUCAAACGUCAGCAAUGGCUCGUAUGGUGACUCGGUCUCAGCAACUGGGGAUCCAAAGCCCAACAACGUCCCCUGCCCCUGGAGACCAAACCUGAAUUUGACAGAAGGAGUUAUUAAAAUAAUAAUGGAUUUUGGGUUUUGAUUACUGAUGAUUGAGUUGGUUCAGUCACCUUUAAGCAGCAAAAUAAUAAUUGAUUACUGAUGAUUGAGUUGAUUAUUAAAGUGUUUGAUUUGUGUUUCCUUUAAGCAGCAAAAUAAUAAUAGUGUAUUGUCUUUGGUUUGAA